Molecule: messenger RNA, 2036 nt
Organism: Vanessa tameamea
Lineage: Eukaryota; Metazoa; Arthropoda; Insecta; Lepidoptera; Nymphalidae
Gene: NO66
Product: Nucleolar protein 66
Exons: 1
Coding region: 245-1999 (584 amino acids)
Source: RefSeq, a predicted model, not a curated record
AUCAUAACAUAACCUGCAAGAGCUACAUGGCAAUCAAGUUAAACAUAUCCAUUAGUACUAAUACAAUAUUACAGAAUUGUGUACUCAAGACUUACCAAAAAUACGCUGUGGUUAAAAAAAACGAAUUAAAUAGUUUUAAGACGUUUAACAACUCUUUUUAAAUUGAAUUGGAGGUUACGUCCGUAUGGUUACCUAUACUGUUUUAGAAUCUACGUAAUCUAAGUUUCUGUAAAAUAAAAUAAUUAUGGAAUCUACGGUUUCGGCUUUUGCUGUGUACAAUUCUCAAAAAAAAGAAUCCAAAAAGAGACAUCGUAGAAGAAAAAUUAAACAACCGGCAUCGCCAAAAGUGUUAAUAAAAGAUGUUGGAGAAGACCUGAUGAAAAACAUCGGAUUAAAACUUAAACAAAAACAGAAAAAAAAUAAGGACUCCAAACAUAUCAUUAAAAAAAAAUCACACAAAAAAAAGAAAUCUAAAAAAAGUCCAAAAAAGUUACCUAUUCAAAAUUUGAACUUAAGCAAACAAAGUUCCGAAAGCGAUGAGGUUCCUGAACUCUAUAUGUCUCCUGUGACAGAAUAUGUUGAAAUGCCCAGUCAUGAUGACAGAGCUUGCUCUCAUUCCAGCAAUGACAGCUUUGAAUUCACACCCGUACAAACAGAAAGUACAGAAGAAGGAUUGAAAGUAUUCAAAUGGAUGAUAGCUCCUUUUAGUCCUGACGACUUCCUUAACCAAAUAUGGGAAAAGAAACCACUGCAUAUUGCUAGGAAAAAACCCCAAUAUUAUAAUGAAAUUAUUUCAACACCAAGCAUUGACACAAUGUUGAGAACAGAAAAUAUUCAAUUUACUAAAAAUAUUGAUAUAACUUCAUACAUUGAUGGUAAAAGAGAGACUCAUAAUCCUGAAGGCAGAGCUCAUCCACACUUGGUGUGGGACUUUUAUUUAAAUGGCUGCAGCAUAAGGUUAUUAAACCCACAGACAUAUAUGUCUCGCCUACAUUUACUAAAUGCUACUCUUCAAGAGUUCUUUACCUCUUUUGUGGGUGCUAAUGCAUAUCUUACUCCUCCAGAUAGCCAAGGAUUUGCACCACAUUAUGAUGAUAUUGAAGCAUUCAUUUUGCAGACUGAAGGUAAAAAACAUUGGCGUAUUUAUAAACCAAGAGAAGAAAGUGAAGUACUUCCUAGAACUUCAUCAAAGAAUUUUACGGAUGAUGAAAUAGGAGAACCAGUUCUAGAGGUAACUUUAGAAGCUGGGGAUAUGUUGUAUUUUCCUCGAGGAUAUAUACAUCAAGGCAUUACAAUUGAUGGAGAGCAUUCUCUACAUGUAACAAUCAGUAUGUAUCAAAAACAUGCAUGGGCUGAUCUAUUUGAAAAAAUGAUACCAGCUGCAUUACAAAUAGCUAUUAAUGAAAAUGUAGAACUGAGACGUGGAUUGCCUUUUGAUAUCUAUGAUAAUUUUGGUUUAGUACACUCUGAUGUCAAUACACCACGUAAGACGGAAAUAGAGAACCUUGUCAAAAACUUAUUUGAUAAAAUUAAAGAUUACUUGCCUAUUGAUGAGGCUGUAGAUCAAAUGAGUAAAAAAUUCCAACAAGAUGCUCUUCCUCCAGUGUUGAGUGAUUUAGAAAAAGCUGUUACAGUAUAUGGCGAUACAGAUGUCAUGAUAGAGAAUGGAAAGGUAACAAAUAGAGUUGAGAUUAGUCUAGAUACUAAGAUAAGACUAUUGCGUAAAAACAUUUUAAGAAUGGUUUCUGAAGACCACAUAAGACUGUAUUAUCAUGUUGAGAACUCCUUAGAAUACCAUGGAAGUGAACUGCCAUAUUUAGAAAUUGAAGAAGAUUUGGCACCAGCUAUUGAAACUUUAAUAACUUCAUAUCCAGAGUAUGUGUCAGUUGAAAACUUGGAUGUGCCUAAUGAAUCAGAUAAGUUACAAAUAGCUGAUGCCCUAUGGAGCAGGGGUUUGAUUAUGACAGAAUAUCCACUAGAAAAUAUUGAUGAUGACUGAAUUAUUUGAUUUGUUCUUAUUACACUAGUUUUGAUAA